Messenger RNA from Penicillium canescens, 1230 nucleotides. RefSeq names its product nucleotide sugar dehydrogenase. Gene Ontology annotation, molecular function: oxidoreductase activity, acting on the CH-CH group of donors, NAD or NADP as acceptor; oxidoreductase activity, acting on the CH-OH group of donors, NAD or NADP as acceptor; NAD binding. Lineage: Eukaryota; Fungi; Ascomycota; Eurotiomycetes; Eurotiales; Aspergillaceae. Bases 1 to 1230 code for a protein of 409 amino acids. Gene Ontology annotation, biological process: polysaccharide biosynthetic process. The record is from RefSeq and is a predicted model, not a curated record. The transcript is spliced from 2 exons.
AUGGGUGAGAUGAUUCUCCCAGCCCAUGGAGGUCAGUCCAAGAGCCCCGUGGUAGCCGUCAUCGGGACCGGGUACAUUGGAUUUCAGCUUGUUACAAUAUUUGGCCAGAAGUAUAAAACCAUUGCCUUCGACAUUCGCGAAGAUCGCAUCAAGGACAUUGCCUCCCUGGUAGGGAGAGAGCCCAAUAUUAUCUGCUCAACGGACGCUGCCCAGCUGGUGAACGCCACCCACUUUCUGGUUGCCGUGCCUACUGGCCUCUCGUAUGGGGGUAAGGAGGUUGAUAUUUCCCCGCUCCACGCAGCCCUUGAUACGGUUGGACGAUAUGCGCAGAGAGAAGCCACUGUUGUGAUAGAAAGUUCGGUUGCCGUUGGGAUGACGAGAAAGCUCCUAGGACCCCUCCUAGUUACGAAGGCACUUAAGGGAGGCAUGUCCCCCGAGCGAGUGGACCCGGGACGAACCGAUCCACCAUCCCAGGGGAUCCCAAAGGUCAUAUCCGGCCUUGACGAUAUUUCCCCUGGAUCUUUGGCCAGCAUCGAGUCACUCUAUAGCAGCAUCUUCGCAAAUUUGGUCAAUGUAUCAACUCCUGAAGUCGCAGAGAUGACUAAGCUGUACGAGAACUGCCAACGGAUGGUCUGCAUUGCCUACGCUAACGAAAUGGCUGACGCUUGUGCUGUCCAUAACAUUGACCCAUUUGAGGUGUCCUCUGCUGCGGCAACAAAACCGUUCGGCUAUUGUCCUAUUGUUCCAGGUAUUGGUGCCGGAGGAAGUUGUAUUCCUAUCAAUCCUUAUUACCUUUUCCUUAAUGGAAAAUUUCCUUUGUUAAAAGCUGCCACCGAGAACACAUGGAAUCGACCACGUGUAAUCGCGGACCAAAUCAUGGACUCUUAUUGGGAGUCGCGCCCGGAACGGAACGGCUUCUCACGCCUGAACCCCAGUAUACUCGUUGUCGGAGUCGCUUUCAAGCCUGGCCAGUCUUCGAUUACCUUUUCGCCCGGAGUAGCCCUGAUCCAGCACAUUAUGACGCAUUGGAAAGCAAAUGUCACAUUUGCAGACCCCCUUGUCCAAUCGAUCCCUGUCCCCAAUGUGACUCGGUUGGAUGAGUCCAAGGAGUGGCAUAAGCAGCGAUUGGAGCAGUUCGACAUGAUUAUCGUCGCAAUGAAACAGGACAACUUAGAUUGUGCCCUCCUUGGUGACUUAGAGGGGGUCCGCCUGAUCAUGUGUUGUGCGUAA